Pseudo-nitzschia multistriata is the source of this 1475-nucleotide messenger RNA. The record is from the annotation of a GenBank genome assembly. NCBI's taxonomy places the organism in Eukaryota, Bacillariophyta, Bacillariophyceae, Bacillariales, Bacillariaceae.
CUCGUAACCGUUCACGGUCUUGUUCGAAAACAAACAAACAAACAAACCGUCUUUUUGAAUACGUUUGCUUGAAAGCGAACAAAAUUGUACCUCAGCAGCACAAGUACGAGUAGCGGUACGACUACCUUAUUGAAUUACGAAUUACAGUACUACAUACUUCGACAACUGUUGUCCCAGAUYCCAGACCUCCGGCUUCCGUGUAUCAGAACUAUCGGUGCAUCAUCCUUUUUCGAUUAAAAGUUACGUUCCAUUGUCUUAGAAACCAGGAUAGUGAGAAGGUUCGUGAGCGACAAUAAAUAUCCGAUACAGCCGGCAGAAAGUGAAGACAUCGUGACCACCAACAAUUUUUUUAAAGAAACAAGUUGGCUCUAAGAUGAGGAUUGACAGGCAAUGCUUGAAACGGUCAUCUCCGUUCUCUCGAUUAUUUGUUCUGUUCUUCAUAGCAUGCCUUACCUUGCUGAACAGAAACGGAAGCAGCAGAAAUUCGUUUUUGGUGGCAGCUGCUGAUCCGGAAAAGGACGCGUCUGCUGCAAGUGGAGACGCAAAUCUCGCCCUUACUGAUGACGCUCCAACUCCCCCCGAGGGUCUCUUUGAACGCUUAGACCUUAAUCAUGACAAUAUGUUGAGCAAAGCCGAAUACAAAUCGGGCUGGCCACUGAUUGCCGGAGAACUUUCCAGUGGUUUCGGCAGUUGGCUGCCUGCCAACAACGGAGGGUUUAUGAAGGGUUUCACUAGUGGAGUAGCCAUGAUUUUGGCUACAGAAAUCGGUGACAAGACAUUUUUCAUUGCGGCGGUUUUGAGUAUGCGACAAAAGCGAUCAGCAGUCUUCCUUGGAGCUGUCUUCAGUCUUUACUUAAUGACGGUCUUGUCGAGCAUGAUGGGCCUAGUCUUACCUAAAUUUGUUCCUGUCAAGUACACCCACAUCUUGGGAGGUGUUUUGUUUUUGUAUUUUGGUUUCAAAUUGUUGAUCGAUGCCAAGGGGAUGAACAGCAGUCAGGUCAGCGAAGAAUUGGAGGAAGUUGAGGAAGAAUUGUUGCAUCCCAAGAAGGACGAACGCGACGAAGAGUCGCAACAAGCCGUCACUAGCAACUCCAUUCGAAAGGGAUUUUCGGAAGUGGCUAUGCAGUCCUUCACGCUGACGUUUUUGGCAGAAUGGGGAGACCGGUCUCAGAUCGCCACGAUUGCGUUGAGUGCGGCCAAAAACCCGUAUGGGGUGACCCUUGGUGGGUGYAUCGGACACACUAUGUGUACCGGCCUAGCAGUCCUAGGUGGACGCAUGCUGGCAGCAAGAAUCUCGGAAAARACGGUCAGCAUCUUUGGGGGCAUUAUCUUUUUGGCCUUCGGUGUCCAUUCCGUAUUUUUUGAAAGCUAGAAAACUAAUGCAACGUAUCGAUAAUUAUUUUCAGAAAAACACGACAAAUUUAAGCACGACGAACGGGGUCGUAGAGAAAGACAUUUUCUUUAUAACGAUGUUC